Messenger RNA from Manis javanica (Malayan pangolin), 521 nucleotides. RefSeq names its product family with sequence similarity 216 member B (gene FAM216B). Lineage: Eukaryota; Metazoa; Chordata; Mammalia; Pholidota; Manidae. The record is from RefSeq and is a predicted model, not a curated record.
UGGGAGAAAAAUGGAGAAGACAACCAAAGCUUCGGAAUGUUCCACAGAUUCUGUGCAUUUGAGUCCUUCCCUCCGCCUCUGCCACUUCAUUAUUGAAGGACCUAAACCAAGGGCAGCAGGGCUACUUUUACAGCAUCAUGAGGAUUUAUGACUCCAGGCAGUGGAAGGCCCUGCAGGCCCUCUAUAUUCACAGCCUUCAACGCCAGCACCUGCUUGGUGAGUUGCUGUAUUACUCACAGGAAGCCUUGGCCUGUGCUGCUGCCCUCAGAGAUUCAGCCAAGGGAGCCUCAGCCAUGGCAGCUCCAUGAAGAACCACCCCCCAGAAGGCCUCAGCGUGAAGAGGAUGUGGCCAUAGGCGCUCCCUGUGGUUGGACCCAGGGUGCAGAGAGCAAGACUCUGAUGCCUCCAAAACUGAGGUUUUGCACAAGCUCUGAAGCAGGCACUUGGCCCAUGUACCCUUGGCAUCUAGUGAGUGCUUAGUAUAUAUUUGUUGAAUGAGAAUAAAUAAAAGAAUAACUUCU